Messenger RNA from Dendrobium catenatum, 1559 nucleotides. Its product is annotated as aluminum-activated malate transporter 1. Gene Ontology annotation, cellular component: plant-type vacuole membrane. Lineage: Eukaryota; Viridiplantae; Streptophyta; Magnoliopsida; Asparagales; Orchidaceae. Gene Ontology annotation, biological process: malate transport. Bases 1 to 1356 code for a protein of 451 amino acids. The record is from RefSeq and is a predicted model, not a curated record. The transcript is spliced from 6 exons.
AUGGAUAGCGCUGCUGGAACUAACGAGAAGGUUGGCUUCAACUCAUGGUGCCCAUUUCUCAUCUCUGAUUCAAUACAAAAGCUCAAGGAAUUUGCCCAGAAGAUUAGGAAGAUUGGAAAAGAUGACCCAAGAAGAGUUUUUCAUUCCCUCAAAGUGGGAUUAGCUCUCACUCUCAUCUCAAUUUUCUACUAUGUCAAUCCUCUCUUUCAUGGGCUUGGCACUUCUACUAUGUGGGCGGUGCUCACCGUUGUUGUCGUUAUGGAAUACACCGUCGGUGGAACGUUGAGCAAAGGCCUCAACCGGGCAUUUGCAACAUUGCUCGCCGGAGCACUUGGCUUGGGCGCACAUCACUUGGCCGCGCUUGCCGGUGACAAAGGAGAACCCAUACUACUCGGCGUGUUUGUAUUCAUGCUAGCGGCUAUGGCUACAUUCUCCCGGUUUGUGCCACAGAUAAAGGCGAGAUAUGACUACGGGGUGACGAUAUUUAUACUAACAUUUAGUCUUGUGGCUGUAUCGAGCUACAGAGUGGAAGAACUUAUCAAACUUGCGCACCAGAGAUUGUCGACUGUAGCCAUUGGAGUAGCGACUUGCCUCUGUACCUCCAUGUUUGUCUUCCCAGUUUGGGCUGGUGAAGAUCUCCAUAUGCUGGUGGCAGCCAAUCUUGACAAGCUCGCAUGCUUCUUGGAAGGUAUGGGAGUGGAAUACUUCGGCGAGAAGAUGGAAAGUGGAAGUCUGGAGGGCAAGUCCUUCCUUCAAAGCUACAAAACCGUGCUUAAUUCUAAGGCCACUGAGGAUUCCCUGGCAAACUUUGCAAGAUGGGAACCCGGUCAUGGUCGUUUUGGCUUCCGUCAUCCAUGGAAUCAGUACCUCAAAAUCGGAGCCGUCACUCGCACUUGUGCUUGCUCCAUUGAGGCUCUCAACGCAUACAUUUCCACUCUUCAGCAGUCCCACCAGACAACCACGGACCUGGAAUUCAAGCAAAAGGUUCAAGCUGCCUGUGCAGAAAUGAGCAAGGAAACUGGCAAGGCUUUGGUUGAGUUAGCCACUUCAAUUCGGGAGAUGAAGUGGUCUUCAACCGCCGGAAAACACCUGGCUAUGGCGACGGAGGCUGCUUGCAGAGUGAAGGCGUUGGUUCCUGCGGAAAAUUCUACUUUGCUGGAGGUGCUCGUAUCAGCCACAACCGCCUCCCUGUUAACAGAAGUGGUGAGAUGUACUAAUCCCAUCAUCGCCGCGGUGGAGGAGCUUAGUCGGUUGGCGGAGUUCAAAUGGCCAGAGCAUGGUCGCAAAGCCGGCGCUGUGAAGCCAAUCGCCGGCGCUGAGAGUCCGCCGCAUGUUGUGAUUGUUAUAGAGAAAUGAUUAGUGAUACGGUGCUCUGUUUUGGAUUAAAAGAAAACGUUGACAGAAAUUUAUAAGAGGGAGAUGAUUGCAUGCAGAUUCGGUAAGAAGGAAAGUAUGCAUGAUGACCUCUGUAUAUGUGGUUUAUUUAUUCUAUUAAAAUAAAGUCCGGGCUUUCAUGUACAUUAGAAAGGAGAAAUAUUUAGUUCAUUGAUUAACAAUUC